AAUUGCGCUCCAUUAUGGGAAGAUUUUGCUUGCAAAGCAACUAAAUUACACACAGGUUUGCGAACUGUUUUACAAGCAAUAUCGGCAUAUUUAGAGGCGUUUCAAAAAAUUGCUGAUGCCGCUACUUGCGCCAGAGGGAGCACUAAAGAUAUAGGAUCAGCGCUUACCCGAAUAUGUUUAAGGCAUCGAGCUGUUGAAGCAAGGGUCAAAACAUUCACAAAUGCCAUCAUGGAUAGCCUAGUGAUACCACUUCAGGAGAAAUUGGAAGAUUGGAAGAAAGGAGUUAUUAAUCUUGAAAAAGAGCAUUUGAAAGAAUUUAAGCGUGGCCGAUCUGAUUUAAAAAAAUAUUCGACCGAUACUUUACGGAUACAGAGAAAAGCAAAGAAAGGAAAUAAUAACGAACUCCAAGGUCGAGUAGAAAGCUGCUUACAGGAUGUAACGGAGUGCAAGCUGUCAUUGGCAGAAGUUAAACGACGUGCUGUACGUGCAGCCAUGACAGAAGAGCGGGCUCGAUUCUGUCAGUUUUAUGAACUUUUAGAACCUGUUGUGCAACAAGAAAUGGCCGUAUUGGGUGAACUUUCACAUUUACAGGAUGCCACUGAUCAAUUGCGAAGACUUACUUUAAAUCCAAGAGAUCUUCCUCCAAGUAGUGAACAGGUUGUGGUCGACACCAAGUUUAGGUCAUCACCUAGUUCUCCGCAAUCUUUAGGCUCCCGUAAAGGAUCCGCGUGUUCCAUAAGCUCCCUCAAUUCAAAUUCAUCCAGUAGUGGUUUAUCGCCGGGACUCUCUCCUGGACAAAAUCUUUGGCAACGAAAUUCACCUCAGGCAACAAAUAUUAAUCAUGGAGAUAGCGGAUCUGCAGCAUUGGUUACGAAAUCAGAGAGCAGUUCUUCACGUAGUCAUGUAGAAACUGUGAGUGAGCGACCGCACACGAUUUCAGCAGCAUACGAACGAGGUCAUCAGCGCCCGCAUUUGACUAUCUACACAUUUCACGAUACAAAUCAAAGUUUAUCACAACCGACAAGUCCAUCUAAUACAAGUGUUGCACAUAAUGCACCAAAUAAACCCUUAUUACCAAUUUUAGAAAUUGCCAGAGAUUUAAAAUUAUGCAAAAAGUUCUUGAAAGAAAAUCCUGACAUUAUAGUUACCAGAGCUGAUAGGAAACCUUACUGUGAUUAUGAAUAA
Molecule: messenger RNA, 1185 nt
Organism: Ctenocephalides felis (cat flea)
Lineage: Eukaryota; Metazoa; Arthropoda; Insecta; Siphonaptera; Pulicidae
Product: MTSS1-like protein
Biological process (GO): plasma membrane organization; cell projection assembly
Cellular component (GO): cytoplasmic side of plasma membrane; actin cytoskeleton
Molecular function (GO): phospholipid binding; actin binding
Source: RefSeq, a predicted model, not a curated record